Messenger RNA from Brassica rapa (field mustard), 842 nucleotides. RefSeq lists its product as uncharacterized. Lineage: Eukaryota; Viridiplantae; Streptophyta; Magnoliopsida; Brassicales; Brassicaceae. The record is from RefSeq and is a predicted model, not a curated record.
AAUGACAACUCAUUUCUCCACUCUCUUGACAAAAACAGAACACCAAACAUUUAAACCUUUCAAAACGCAAAUCUCACAAUCCAACAACAAAAAAAGCAAGAAAAUGUCUCUGUUUCUUCUUCUUGCUCUUCUUCUACUCCCAUUCAUCACUCCAUCUUCACAAUCCUCAAUCCGAAACCUCCUCGAAGCUCGUGGUUUACCAGGUGGUUUAUUUCCAGACAACGUGGAGAGUUACAGUCUAGACGUAAAGACAGGGGAGCUCGAAGUUCAGUUACAAAAUCCUUGUUUUGCUCGGUUCGAAAACAGAGUAUAUUUUGAUAGUGUGAUUAAAGCAAAUCUUAGCUAUGGUGGCCUUGUUGGGCUUCAAGGUUUGACACAAGAAGAGCUUUUUCUUUGGUUACCAGUCAAAGGCAUUGCAGUGAAUGAUUCUUCUUCUGGACUUGUUCUUUUCGAUAUCGGUGUUGCUCAUAAACAAAUCUCUCGCUCUCUCUUUGAAGAUCCUCCUGUUUGCUAUCCACCCGGAUCUAUUAUGGAGAAGAUAGAGAAGAGGAAGAUGGAUAUUCAACUCCAGAGAUAAGAGGAUUUUUUUGAGGUGUAUGAGAUUGAAAACUUAAAUCUUCUCUCUCUCAAACGUGAACAAAAUAUGUGUCUACUUUUUCUCUUUGGGUUGGGCUGUUUUGUGAAAACUGAAAUGUGGGAGAAAAUUUGUAAAAUAUGGAAAGAAGACAGGAAAAUUUUGGAACUUUGUAUAAACUAUGGGGUCUACAAUGUAAUCAAUUUUGUCACUUGUCAUUUUUCGUUUCUUUAUUUGAGAAUAUAUAUAUAGAGUACUUUUAAAUAUA